AUGUUACCAGAAGAAGCUCUAAAUAUAUCAUUAUUUAAUUCGCAAAUAUGUGAACAAACGUUUAGAGCGGCACGAUCAAUGUCUGGUCCAUUCUCGUCCGUUGUAAAUUUUUCCAUUUAUGAAUUUCUUCAUCGUGUCGAGAAACUAGCUGCUCUUCAAGCUAUUAAAUCUUCAUCUGAUUCUAACAACAACAAUAGAGUUUACCUUCAUUGGAUCACCAUGAUGAUCGUAUUUCGGCAUGUUGCAAAAGCUUAUUAA
This is a messenger RNA of Adineta ricciae, 258 nucleotides long. The record is from the annotation of a GenBank genome assembly. NCBI's taxonomy places the organism in Eukaryota, Metazoa, Rotifera, Eurotatoria, Adinetida, Adinetidae.